Messenger RNA from Poecile atricapillus (Black-capped chickadee), 10439 nucleotides. RefSeq names its product kinesin family member 1B (gene KIF1B). Gene Ontology annotation, biological process: microtubule-based movement. The transcript is spliced from 49 exons. NCBI's taxonomy places the organism in Eukaryota, Metazoa, Chordata, Aves, Passeriformes, Paridae. The record is from RefSeq and is a predicted model, not a curated record. Gene Ontology annotation, molecular function: microtubule binding; ATP binding; microtubule motor activity. Bases 306 to 5939 code for a protein of 1877 amino acids.
UGCGGGAGCGGCGCUGGGGCGAGCGCGGCGCCCGUUCCUCCCGGCGCGGCCUCGCUCUCCUCCCUCCCCUUUCUCCCCUCCCUCGCCCUUCCCGCUCCAUUCCCGGCGGCGGGGGGGGUCUCCCGGCCUCGCUGGAGGCGGCGAUGGGGAUGGCCGGGUUUUUCUCGCUGCGCUGCCGCGCCGGCUGCUGACCCCGCAGCGCCCGCGUCCCGCGGCCAGCCCGCGCCAGAAAACACCAACAAGAAGGAUAACUUGAAAGGCUCUUGAUCACUUUGAAUUCCUUGACUGUACUACAAGCAGCCAGGAUGUCGGGGGCUUCCGUGAAGGUGGCUGUUCGGGUGCGGCCUUUCAAUUCCCGAGAAACCAGCAAAGAGUCCAAAUGCAUCAUCCAGAUGCAAGGCAAUUCAACCAGUAUUAUCAACCCAAAGAAUCCUAAGGAAGCACCAAAGUCCUUCAGCUUUGACUACUCUUACUGGUCCCACACAUCGCCUGAAGAUCCCUGCUUUGCAUCUCAGAGCCGUGUGUACAAUGAUAUUGGGAAGGAGAUGCUCCUGCAUGCCUUUGAGGGCUACAACGUGUGCAUCUUUGCCUAUGGCCAGACUGGAGCUGGGAAAUCCUACACCAUGAUGGGCAAGCAGGAGGAGAGCCAAGCAGGCAUCAUUCCCCAGCUAUGUGAAGAGCUGUUUGAGAAAAUCAAUGACAACAGCAAUGAGGAAAUGUCAUAUUCUGUAGAGGUGAGUUACAUGGAGAUUUACUGUGAGAGAGUCAGAGACUUGUUGAACCCGAAGAACAAAGGGAAUUUGCGGGUGCGAGAACAUCCUCUCCUUGGACCCUAUGUGGAAGAUCUGUCCAAGUUAGCAGUCACAUCUUACACAGACAUUGCAGACCUCAUGGAUGCUGGGAACAAAGCCAGAACUGUGGCAGCCACCAACAUGAAUGAAACCAGCAGCCGCUCUCAUGCUGUGUUUACAAUUGUCUUUACUCAGAAGAAACAUGACACAGAAACUGACCUUUCCACAGAGAAGGUCAGCAAGAUCAGCCUUGUGGAUCUGGCUGGGAGUGAGCGAGCUGACUCCACCGGUGCCAAAGGAACCCGCUUAAAGGAAGGAGCAAAUAUAAACAAGUCUCUCACAACUCUGGGCAAAGUUAUUUCAGCAUUAGCUGAAGUGAGCAAAAAGAAGAAGAAGACAGACUUUAUACCCUACAGGGAUUCUGUACUAACGUGGCUUCUUCGAGAAAAUCUAGGUGGUAACUCCAGAACUGCAAUGGUUGCUGCUCUCAGCCCAGCAGAUAUCAACUACGAUGAAACUUUGAGCACUUUAAGAUACGCUGAUCGUGCAAAGCAGAUUAAAUGCAAUGCUGUUAUCAAUGAAGAUCCCAACGCCAAGCUGGUGCGGGAGCUGAAAGAGGAGGUGACAAGGCUCAAGGAUCUCCUGCGUGCUCAAGGGCUGGGAGAUAUUAUUGACAUUGAUCCAAUGGGAGAUGAAUACUCUGGAAGUGGAGGCAAAUAUCUGAAAGAUUUUCAGAACAAUAAGCAUAGAUACUUGCUAGCCACCGAGAAUCAACGUCCUGGCAAUUUUUCCACAGCCUCCAUGGGGUCCCUCACUGCAUCUCCAUCCUCCUGCUCUCUCAGUAGUCAGGUGGGCUUAACAUCUGUGUCCAGUAUACAGGAAAGAAUCAUGUCAACACCUGGAGGAGAAGAGGCCAUUGAGCGUUUGAAGGAAUCUGAGAAGAUCAUUGCAGAGCUGAAUGAAACAUGGGAAGAGAAACUGAGGAAAACAGAGGCCAUUAGGAUGGAAAGGGAGGCACUGUUGGCAGAAAUGGGAGUUGCCAUUCGGGAAGAUGGAGGAACACUGGGAGUCUUCUCACCCAAAAAGACUCCUCAUCUUGUAAAUCUAAAUGAAGAUCCACUCAUGUCUGAAUGUCUGCUGUACUACAUCAAGGAUGGCAUUACAAGGGUUGGGCAGGCUGACGCCGAGCGCAGGCAGGACAUUGUGCUGAGCGGGGCUCACAUCAAGGAGGAGCACUGCGUCUUCCGCAGCGAGAGGAACAACAACGGCGAAGUUAUUGUUACUUUGGAGCCUUGUGAACGAUCAGAAACCUACGUGAAUGGCAAGAGGGUUGUGCAGCCUGUUCAGUUGCGCUCAGGAAAUCGUAUCAUCAUGGGUAAAAAUCAUGUCUUCAGAUUCAACCACCCAGAGCAAGCACGAGCAGAAAGAGAGAAAACACCAUCAGCUGAGACUCCCUCAGAGCCAGUUGAUUGGACAUUUGCUCAGAGGGAGCUUCUGGAGAAGCAGGGCAUUGACAUGAAGCAAGAGAUGGAGAAAAGAUUACAAGAAAUGGAGAUCUUAUAUAAGAAAGAGAAGGAGGAAGCUGAUCUCUUAUUGGAGCAGCAAAGACUGGACUAUGAGAGUAAGCUGCAGGCCCUCCAGAAGCAGGUAGAGACACGGUCCUUGGCAGCUGAGACAACGGAGGAGGAGGAGGAGGAGGAGGAGGAAGUGCCCUGGACACGCCAUGAGUAUGAACUCGCCCAGUGGGCUUUCAGGAAGUGGAAAUUCCACCAGUUCACUUCACUGAGGGACCAGCUCUGGGGAAAUGCAGUGUAUCUGAAGGAAGCCAAUGCAAUCAGUGUAGAGUUAAAGAAAAAGGUGCAGUUCCAGUUUGUCCUGCUCACGGACACCCUGUACUCGCCCCUGCCCCCGGAGCUGCUGCCCGCGGAGCCGGAGAAGAGCCGGGACCGCCGGCCGUUCCCCCGCACCGUGGUGGCUGUGGAAGUGCAGGACCUGAAGAACGGAGCAACACAUUACUGGUCCUUAGAAAAACUCAAGCAGAGGCUGGAGCUGAUGCGGGAGAUGUACGACCGGGCGGGGGAAGUGGCCUCCAGCAGCCAGGAGGAGCCCGAGGGCUCCAUGACGGGCAGCGACCCCUUCUACGACCGCUUCCACUGGUUCAAGCUCGUGGGCAGCUCCCCCAUAUUCCAUGGCUGCGUCAACGAGCGCCUGGCCGAUCGCACGCCCUCCCCCACUUUCUCCACGGCCGACUCCGACAUCACUGAGCUGGCAGAUGAGCAGCAGGAUGAGAUGGAGGACUUUGAUGAUGAGGCCUUUGUGGAUGACACUGGCUCCGACGUUGGGACUGAGGAGGGAUCAGACCUCUUCAAUGAUGGGCGCGACCCGUUUUACGACCGAUCCCCUUGGUUCAUUUUAGUGGGAAGAGCGUUCGUGUACCUGAGCAACCUGCUGUACCCAGUGCCCCUGAUCCACAGGGUGGCCGUGGUCAGCGAGAAGGGCGACGUGCGCGGCUUCCUGCGCGUGGCUGUGCAGGCCAUAGCAGCUGAUGAAGAAGCCCCAGAUUAUGGCUCUGGUAUUCGACAGUCUGGGACAGCUAAAAUUUCAUUUGACAAUGAGUAUUUUGAUAAGAGUGAUUUUUCUUCAGUUGCGAUGACUCGGUCUGGACUGUCACUGGAGGAGUUAAGAAUUGUGGAAGGGCAAGGACAGAAUUCAGAGGUUACCACUCCUCCAGAGGAGAUCAACAGAAUGAAUGAGCUGGACUUGAAGUCAGCCACUUUGGAUGGAAAGAUGACCAUGGAAGGAUUCACUGAGGAGAUUGGUGAUCACCUGAAGCUGGGCAGUGUGUUCACCUUCCGUGUGACAGUGCUCCAGGCCAGUGGCAUCCUACCUGAAUAUGCAGAUAUUUUCUGCCAGUUCAACUUUUUACAUCGACAUGAUGAAGCUUUCUCAACAGAACCUCUGAAAAACAAUGGCCGAGGGACUCCCCUUGGGUUUUACCAUGUUCAGAAUAUUGCUGUGGAAGUGACAGAAUCAUUUGUGGAGUACAUCAAAACUAAGCCUAUUGUCUUUGAAGUCUUUGGACAUUAUCAGCAGCAUCCUCUCCACCUGCAAGGACAGGAUCUCAACAGCCCUCCACAGCCUUCUCGAAGAUUCUUUCCUCCCCCUAUGCCACUGUCAAAGCCAGACCAUGAAAGGAAAAUUGAGUUGAUUAGGUACCUUAUGUCUGGCUAUGUAAACGUGCAUGUGCUGAACACGCUCUCUGAGCAUGCCAACGUGCUGGCCUCCUCUGCUGUGGCUGCUUUCCAGGAUGGAGCUGACCAGCUGCCACCUUUUCUCUUUCUGCCUGUUCCCAGUUGUCAGAGCGAGCGGGCUCCUAAACGAGAUGUGCCAGCUACAAAGCUGAAUACUAUGAGCAAGCCGAGCUUGGGUCAGAGUGUGAGCAAAUACGACCUCCUUGUGUGGUUUGAGAUCAGUGAACUGGAGCCAACAGGGGAGUACAUCCCUGCUAUUGUGGAUCACACCGGGGGCCUGCCCUGCCAGGGGACCUUUCUGCUGCACCAGGGUAUCCAGCGGAGAAUCACAGUCACCAUUAUCCACGAGAAGGGCAGUGAGCUGCACUGGAAAGAUGUGCGAGAGCUGGUGGUUGGGCGUAUAAGAAAUAAAGCAGAGGUAGAUGAAGCUGCUGUUGAUGCCAUUCUGUCUUUGAAUAUUAUCUCUGCAAAAUACCUGAAGUCCUCUCACAGCUCCAACAGGACUUUCUACCGGUUCGAGGCAGUUUGGGACAGUUCCUUGCACAACUCCCUCCUCCUCAACCGAGUGACACCAUAUGGUGAGAAGAUCUACAUGACCCUUUCUGCCUACCUGGAGCUUGACCACUGCAUCCAGCCUGCUGUGAUCACAAAGGAUGUUUGUAUGGUGUUUUACUCCCGAGAUGCCAAGAUCUCCCCACCGCGCUCCCUGCGCAACCUCUUUGGCAGCGGCUACUCCAAAUCCCCGGACUCCAAUCGAGUAACUGGGAUCUAUGAACUGAGUUUAUGCAAAAUGGCAGACACAGGAAGUCCAGGAAUGCAGAGGAGGAGGAGGAAAGUUCUGGAUACUUCUGUGGCAUAUGUGAGGGGAGAAGAGAACCUGGCAGGUUGGAGGCCCAGGGGUGACAGCCUCAUUCUAGAGCAUCAGUGGGAACUGGAGAAACUGGAGCUGCUGCAUGAGGUGGAAAAAACCCGACAUUUUCUUCUGCUUCGUGAGAAGCUUGGUGACAGCAUCCCCAAGUCCCUGAGUGACUCCUUGUCUCCCAGUCUGAGCAGUGGAACCCUCAGCACCUCCACCAGCAUUUCCUCUCAGAUUUCAACCACGACCUUCGAGAGCGCGGUGACGCCCAGCGAGAGCAGUGGCUACGACUCCGCGGACAUCGAGAGCCUGGUGGACCGGGAGAAGGAGCUGGCCACCAAGUGUCUGCAGCUUCUUACUCAUACCUUCAAUCGGGAAUUCAACCAGGUGUACAACAGCAUCAGCGAUUGUAAGCUCUCGGACAUUUCUCCCAUUGGGAGGGACCCGUCCGUGUCCAGUUUCAGCAGUGCAACCCUCACCCCUUCAUCCACCUGCCCUUCCCUGGUGGAUUCCAGGUGCAGUUCAGUUGAUCAGAAGACACCAGAAGCAAAUUCUCGUGCCUCCAGUCCCUGUCAUGAGGUGGAACAGUUCCAGAUAAUUCCUGCAGUAGAAACUUCCUACCUUGCCAGAGCUGGAAAGAACGAGUUCCUAAACCUCGUUCCUGAUAUUGAGGAAAUCAGACCAGGCUCCGUGGUGUCAAAGAAAGGAUACCUGCACUUCAAAGAGCCACUCUCCAGCUCCUGGGCCAAGCAUUUUGUGGUGGUUCGCCGUCCCUAUGUUUUUAUUUACAACAGUGACAAAGAUCCUGUAGAAAGAGGAAUCAUAAACUUAUCCACAGCUCAGGUGGAAUACAGUGAGGAUCAACAGGCAAUGGUAAAGACACCCAACACGUUUGGAGUGUGCACGAAGCACCGUGGAGUCCUGCUCCAGGCCAUCAAUGACAAGGACAUGAAUGACUGGUUAUACGCCUUCAAUCCUCUCCUUGCUGGCACAAUUCGGUCAAAACUGGCUCGAAGACGCACGGGCCAGAUGAAAUACUGAGUCCAUGUAAUGUUCUCAUCUGUUCUCCCCACUCACCUUCCCAUAGAUAGUGUUACCUCUCAUUUUCUCUUUGUGGUUCUUGACGGUUUCUCUUGUAUGUAAUCCUGUGGCUUAACAUCCCCCACCUUCCCCACUCCUUCAGCACAUUUUCUAGGUAUUCUAACCCUUCCUUGUUUCUUUUCACCUGUACCAGAAUUGUACUAGUAGCAUGUGGCCAAACAAAAAGAGAAAGAAAAAAAAAAUCAAAAAAAUUGAGUGAUUAUGCACGACUCUAAAAAGAAAAAAAAAAAAGAUUUUUUUUUCUAUAACAAUUGUUUUCUCAUUUCAAUUGACCUUUGGUGUCUGUCCCACUGUCCACUGUCUGUCUAGACUGCUACAGGGUUUUCAUUCAAUUUGUGACUUGGCAGUGGUCAUUGGUUCCCUCAGGGCAAAGUUCCAAUGCCAGGGAAAGAUAAAUUGUUUAAUGGAGACAUUUCCCAGCCAAGAACUGCAGUAGCUCCUCAGGCUUUCUGGAUCCAGCCUCGAAGUUAAACUCUGUUGAAAGCUGAUAUUGGACCAGUCUAUCUGGACAGACUGGAUUUUGGACUUUGUGCAGGUUUCUGAGUUUCCAGGGUCCAGCAGGGUAAGGCAUGAGCUAGAAAAAGUUAGGGAACAAACCAGGAGGGGCUGGCUAGAACAAUCUGCCUUUAAACUCUUGCUGUGGGGUUUGCAGGUGAACAGUGCUUGGGUUUAACUCUCCCAGAAGAAUUUCCAUCAACACUCACUCCUCAGCCUCUGAACUGAGCUGAGUAGACUGUGCUGAUAUGAGGGAAAAUAGACCAUAUAUGAAAAAUGAGAUAAAAUCCCAGAAGCUUCAGAUGCUCAAGCUGUGUAUUUGACAGCUGGAGAGUGUUAAAUGGAAAUGAAAGUGCAGUUGGUCCCUGGAUCACCAUGGAGGGUAGAUCCCCACUUCCUGCUUUUAUUCCUGACUCCCCAGUUCUGCAGGAGCAGUUCUCAGCUCUCUGGGAAGGGUUUGGGACUCCCAUGGCUGUGGGAUGUUUGUGCAUCCCUUCCCUGCACUGCUCCCGUGUCACCCCCCUGUCCAUGGGAGCAUCCAAGGUCUGUGGAACACUUCCAGGCCCAGCACCUGCAGUGUUCUCCAGGGAGCUGCAGGACACUUCAAAUUCCCUUUGAAAUAACUGCUGAGUGUCUCCUAAUUUCCCUGCUGCGAUUCCCAUCAGCUAAACCCCAUUGUACUCAGAGUUAAUCCUUCCUGGGGAAUAGAGCAAGUGGGUUCUGGUCCUGCUCAGUGGAAUGUCAUAAUUGGCUUCUUGGACAUCAGCUGGGUGGUGUCAGUUCUUGACCUACAGUGUAAGUUCUGGUGGCCAAAGCUUUGGUCCUUGCCUCAAGAAAGAAGAGCAGAAUGAAUUUCCUUUCGGGGAAGUGAACUCCCCUCUCUCUGUCAGGUGUUAGGGAGGUUGGGGAUGUGUGUGUCCUUUCCCAUUGUGUUAUCCCUUCUGGCUGUACCUGGGGCAUUGGUAGGGCUGGCUCUGAUCCUGGGCAGUGUAAAGGGAUUUCAUCUGGAGGCUCCAGGCUCCCAGGGGAGAGGGAACAGGGUUUGUGUUAAAGGAUUUCAUCUGGAGGCUCCCAGGGGAGAGGGGACAGGGUUUGUCCCACUCUUGCAGGAGGCUCACCAGGCACAGUCCAGCUCAGGAAGCUCAUUUGGGUUCAGGUCACUUCAGGCCGUGCUCCGGAGUGCGUGGGACUGGAAUCUGUUGAGAAAGAUCUUUCUUUGCUCUGUGGGUUUCAUUGUUCAGGAAAGUGCAGUGCACAAUGAGACCUCCUAACAGCCUGGAAAGCAAAGGAGCAGGGGGCUGGGGUCUGACACUUGCUAGGACAUAUCUUUACAUAUCUCGAGGUAGUUCUCAAGCUAAAUCAUAUGCUCAUGCUGUCUCUGUGGUCCUCAGAUUGAUUUCAGAACUGGAAACCAGAGUGAGGGAGCAUCCUGGGGACCCAGGAACAUGAUAGGGAUGGGAUUUUUCGGUUUUUUGUUUUUUCCUUCUGUUUUUGUCUUGUUUAACUGUGUGUGACUCUUAAUACAGUGAUGAUAUUCCUUUGUUAUGCAAUGAUGAUAAAGCACUUCCAGUGUGUGGAUAAAACUGCUUGUCCUGCAGGAGGGCUCCUCACACUGCAGCUGAGCUGCUCUCAAGAAUUAGGUUAAUUCCAAGCAUUAAGUUAUCGCUGCCAUCACCGCUGUUUAUAAUGACAGUGGAACCUGUUUGAGGAGGCAGGGUGGUUGAGGUGGUGGUAGGUUGUGACACACUGACAGCAUUUUAACUUUUAUCUGUUUCUUUUUUUAACUAGAAGAAAACUAGUUUCCUAAGUCUUUGCUUUGGAUAAGCCAGAGAAUGAACUGAGUGGAUAUAGGCAUUGCACAAAAUCAUGAUUAAGGGAUCAUCUUUAAAAGCAGGAAGAGACAGGUGCUUAUUUUAUACAGAGCUUGAAGUGUUACAGUUGCAUAAAUGUCACUCCUCUGUCUUAAAACUCCAAGCAGUUUCUGGUGACUAGAGGUCUGAGUGGAUAACUGAUCAUCAGAAGAUCUGGUUUUAAGCAUCAGCAUCUCUUAAAGCUGCAUAAUCUGUGACAGAUCAGGUCCCUGUUGUGUGGAGUUCAAAUGGGCAUUACUGGUUUCAGGUCUGACACAAAGGCAGACAAAGUUCUUCUGCAAUUACUGAAGCCUGCUCUGAGACAUUUGGGUUUCCCUACUUGAAGAAACCAAUCCAAGUUUUCUUUAAAGGUAUAACAAAUAAAUAAACAAAACAAAACCCCUGAAUUUUCAUUCACUUCAAAGCUUAGCCUAACGUGUUAGAAACUUAUUUUUGUAAACAGAAUGAGGAAGGAAAAAUAAGCUCAGCUGCCUUCUCCUGACACUAGGAAGCCAUUCUUGGUCGCCUGCUGUGUGUGGAGUCCCAGAGUCAGACAGCUCUGGGGACUCAGCCUCUGUAGAUGGGGCACUGUGGACCUGCCAGCCUGCGGGGACACACAACAGCAGGGAGCGUGGGGGGCAUUCCCUGAGUGUCAGACUCCGCUGCACUUGGGUUUCAUCUUCCUCUCCAAAAGGAAGGAGAAAACUCUUCUUUUUGUCCAUUGAAAAUUAUGUUGGAUCUUCCUGGGUAUUUUAAAAUUAAGCAAAACCUUUCCUGUGUUUUAGAAAUGCACUUUAAGUAUCUUUUUAAAGACGAUUCCUGUAUUCUGGGAAUACAGAAGAGAAGGGAGUUCUGUUUCCAGAGUAUGAUUUCCAGGCUGCCGAGAAAAGGUUUUUUUGGUCAAUGUCUAAUAGUCCUUAUUACUGAUUAGAAUGGUAUUUCAAAGCAAAGACUUUACUUUUUGCUGCUUGUUAUCUAAUUUACAGGGAUUUAAUUUUAUGUAAUGUAUUGUAUAUUUAUACAUCUGUAAUUAAUUGCACAUUAGAUAGGAAAGAGGAUUAGGUUUGGUGUAACACCCAGCAGUACUAAAGCGCCUGUGCACGUGCAUCUGCCUGUGCUCCUGCACACCUGAGCUGCUGGGAGCUGAUGCUGUGCUGGGGGUUCUGCUGCAGAUGCAGCUGUUGACCUGCUGGGGCAGGAAGGCUUUGCUGCUGUCCCUGCAGUGUGUGUUGCAUCUCUCCGUUGUAGUUACUAACCCAGUCUGUGGUCUGGCUGUAGUGUCUGUAGCAGGGUGUAUUAACUUCGUGCUUCCUUGUUUAAAAACAUCAGCUCUUCAAGAACAGGACUGACUUUUGUUCAGAAGGCCAUUUAUGUGUUCUGUGUAUCUGAAAUCAAAACUAGUCCAACACUAACCAGAUGAUUGUGUCCAAUGUUAUUGGGAACAGGAUUUAAAUUGCUGGGAUCAGCUGUGUAUUCAGAAAACUGGUGUGGAGCUCCUAAGUCUUCAGUUCUUAAUGUUGCCAAGUGAAUGGGCUGCCCCUGAGCAGUGCUGAAUUUUCCUCUUGUUCACCUGGAAACAAGGGACUGGAAGCAGAGGGAGUCUUGAAUGAUCAGCACUUCCCAGGAUCAGGUCUGAAUUUUCCCCUUUGCUCGUUCAUACUUCAUGUGCAGUUGGUUCUGGCUCCUGAAUUUGGACAUUAGACAUGCUGUUCACUGAAAUACAUCCCUUGGAAUUGCGGUCCCCAUGUCCCUGUUAAUCUCUCUGUACACAAGGUAAAUGCUGAAUAAGUGGCCUUCUUGAACAAAUCUCUUUGCAAACUGAUUUCAUCCCAGCGAAGGAGUGUAUCAGCAACACUGUACAUUAAUUUCAGGUUUUCAUUUUCUUAUUUUAUUUUGUAAAUAUAUCCGAUAUUUGGAGCUUGAGUAUACAAAAUGUAAAUAUAGUUCAUGUAUUUGUACUAAUUCUGAUCCAUUUGCUGUAUAGCCUUAGGUGUGCAAUGCAGAUAUCUAACUGUGUAUGGUAACCUUGCACCACUGAAUUGUUAGUGAACGAGGUGAAACAAUAAAGGUACAACCAGUGCAUUAGCAGAUAGAA